AUGAUAGGCACAAGUCCAGGUGAACUAGUUCUUCAUUCUCUCUUGAAACAAUUUGCUUCCAUUUGUCAGUGCAAAGUUGAAGGUGCUAUUGAUGAUAAAGUGGAUAAUGAUCUGGUCAAAUGUAUGCGCCUGCAAGAGGACACGGCCUUCCAGCAGUUGCUGGCCGCUCUCCAUACUUGUGCAGAGCAUGCGUUGCCAUGCCUUUUGCAGACUAUAAACAAGUGGUACGACACACAGCACUCCAGUGGUGCCCUCUAUCCUUUUCGUCGCGUCACCUCCAAAACACUGGGAACUCGAUGUCAUACUCUCUCGGCUGCUACAGGCCACGCUCCUUCAUUAGCUGGGGGACAUGAUCUCCUCAUUCGAUCCAUGCAUGUGGAGGGAUCCAGCGCCGUUACUGGUACUGGUGCCGAUGUUACUCCUGGUACUACAGCUCAUCCUGGUGGCGCCGUUGCUGUGGCUGGAGAAUCAGGAAACAUUGUUCUGCCUCUCUCUGCUACUUUUGCUACUCCUCAGGAAUCAAACACAAUCAAACACGGAUUGUCUACCUCAGUGCGCGAAAAUAUGGCUGAGAGACGAGAUCUGUGUAUCGACAUUCUCUACUGCCAGGCGUUGACCUCUGUGCUAAAACAGCUGCCCUACCAUCCGGGUCACGAUGAAAUAAUUAACAGGAUCCUUGAUCGUUCUUUCAAGCAUUUUGAAUACAAGGAGAAUUUGCAGGCGAAACCGAAUGCGGAAAACAUCAAUACUGUGGCGGAUAUGUACGCCAAAGUAGUCGGCGAGUUGUCGCAGACGAGAUUUAACCUCGUGCGACAACACUUUUCCACACGACUGGAGCAUCUGCGUGCGAAGGAGAGUAAUCCACAUACAAUGCACAGCAUUAUCUCUCUCCUUAUGGGUAUGAAGUUCUUCCGUGUCAAGGCGAGUAUGGCUAAUUGA
Hydatigera taeniaeformis is the source of this 939-nucleotide messenger RNA. NCBI's taxonomy places the organism in Eukaryota, Metazoa, Platyhelminthes, Cestoda, Cyclophyllidea, Taeniidae. The record is from the annotation of a GenBank genome assembly.